Molecule: messenger RNA, 5809 nt
Organism: Bacillus rossius redtenbacheri
Lineage: Eukaryota; Metazoa; Arthropoda; Insecta; Phasmatodea; Bacillidae
Gene: BNIP3
Product: BCL2/adenovirus E1B 19 kDa protein-interacting protein 3
Exons: 7
Coding region: 673-1245 (190 amino acids)
Biological process (GO): mitochondrial outer membrane permeabilization; positive regulation of apoptotic process
Cellular component (GO): mitochondrial envelope; nucleus; mitochondrial outer membrane
Source: RefSeq, a predicted model, not a curated record
AGCCUUAGGUUAAUGGUAUACAACGAUGAAUUGUACAAAGUUGAGAGCUUAAAUUGAAGUUAUAAAACCAGAAUACAUUUUAAUUAUUACUUUUAAAACUAUUUACAUUUUAAUUAUUUGAAACAAAGUAUUUUCCAAAAAUUCUCCAAAUAAGAUAUUCUACAAACAUAAUGAAGAAUUAAAUCAUUAUAUCAAUAUGAAAUACACCAAUAAGCUUAACUAAGCAGAAGAAUUUAGUUAUUGUCAAGAAUCAACUGAGAAGCAUUAUUUUGAAAAAUACUGUAUAUCCGAAUCAAGAAACGCUAGUUAUGGUUGGUUUAGACCAGAAGUCCCGACACUAACAAGAAUAGUGUGUUUCCAAGAAACUACUGAAAGACUUCGCUGUGAGGUGUAUAAUUUCUCAAGAUGUGCACACUGCGAUGAACAGCAGUUACUACCAUGAAAGACUGUUGCUGAGUCGUCGACGUCCCGUGACGUCAUGUGUUGACGUUAAAGAAAAACAAAAGCAUCUGUACCACUCCAAACAAGAAAAUCACGUAGCACGUAGACAGUUCCCCAGUCUUGUCUGGCAAGUCAGUGAGCCCGUAUUGGAAUUGGAAUAAUAUAUAACAAGGCACUUUUAGGAGGUAGAAACUGUGCUUAGUAGCUUGUGCUUGCUGCUGUGCGAGUGAAAUGACGUCUACACCAAAAUCUAUUGAAGAUGGACUUGGAGAGUCGUGGGUGGAGCUGAGCUCGACCAGCCGCAGCCCGGACAGGGUGACGCCGCUGCCCUUCACGUCGGGCGAGGAGUACCUGCGGCUGCUGAGGGAGGCCCAGAGGGAGAGCAACCAGUCCUCGGCGCGGGUCUCGCUGGCCUCCUCUCGCAGGGACACCCCGCGGGACAGUCCCAAGUCUCCUCCGAACAGCCCUAACACAGAGCUUUCUACCGAUGACGAUCUCAAGGGGGUGUACAUCAACUACGCAUAUAAGGACGGAGAGUUCGUGAACGUGGAGCGCAGCACCGACUGGAUCUGGGACUGGAGCAGCCGGCCGGACCAGGCGCCGCCCAAAGACUGGAAGUUCAAGCACCCCAAGAGGAAAACCUACAGCAUACGCCACGCCAAGGUCGGCAAGAACAGUCUCUUCUCGAAGGAAGUCCUCUACACGUUGUUCAUUACAAACUUCAUCUCUCUGCUGCUUGGCACAGGAGUGGGAGUGUGGCUGAACAAGAGGGGGCUGUACCUGCCCAGGCUGAGCCUGGAAUGACUCGCGACGGCUCGGUCAUGAGGUCAAAGACUGACGGGAGGUGGGCGGAGAGGGGGCACCGCUGGGGAUGAGAGCUUCUUAUUCACGUUUUUUUCACUACUCUUUGUACUCCGCACCGUCUGGCGUCGUCCAUCACCGGAGGCCAGCUCUUAGCUGCAGUCACCGACUCUGUGACUUGCUGUCACUGUCCAGUACCGACGUCCGUGUAUUUCUAGUGUGUGAAUCCCUGUGUAAAAUUACAGUAUCAAGUUUGUACCGUUUGCAUAACGAGCAUAAGUCAGUCCGUGAGUUCAGCGACAGAUCUCAGCAUAACUAAAAUAAUGGUUACUUUUCCAUGGUUUGGUAUAUUUAGGUAGAUGGGAUUGUGUAAGUGUGGCAAGUAUUUCGUAAACCAGGUAAUUAGUCUGUUUGUUGUCUUAACUGUGUUAAGCAGCCUGGAUUAUUUUUAAAUACUGUUUCAUGAAAAAACUGUAUGUUUAAUCUUUAUUAGCAGUUUUUGGACUGCAAGAGUAAUUUGUAUUUUUGGCUGGAGGUUGUUCUAAUGUUUUGUUAUUUCAAAAGUGUACAAAUGUGUUAACAUUGAGCAUUGGUUACAAGCACACGACCACACCAUGUAUAUCUUCACUGUCUAGACAGAUUCAGAGUGAUGACAUGCCUUUUACUGGUUGGGUGGACCCCCAGAUGUUCCUUAUUCGGAAAGUCUGAGCGAUGUUGCUCGAUGGGUGAUAGCAUCAAGUCUGCUGCAGGUCUGAUUGUCUCGGGGGAAAUGGAGGGGUGAUAGUAAUUUGGCAUAUCCUAGCUCAUUUUCAGUAAGCCGUCGGGCAAGAGGGGCCCGCAUAUUCAGUGGUGUAUCUGUAUUAGUGAGGCGGGAUGAUAAGUGCGACGUUAGCUGGUGCUUCUAGCGCAGUAUAUCUUCUAAGCGCAAGACUCUGAACUGACGCGCAGUCUUCUCGUCGCACAUAGUAACACCAAGAAAUUUGAGAAGUAACCAUAACAUUAGAUGGUGUAGUAGAAAUGAAGAUAGAGGUUUAAUGCAAGACCUUGGGUGCUUUCAAGAACAUUUACUGGGUAUUGUCUGAAAACAUGCAUUUCAGCCCUUUUUGCUUUCCUAAAAAUGAAGUUUUUAAAAACGAAAUAUGGAAACAGAACUACCCUUCCUCACCUCAGUGCAUUCUUUAAUGCUUUUUGUAAACGGACCCCACUCGGACAUCUUGAGCAGUUUUCAAAUCACGUGGUUUCUUCUGAAGUUCUGCGCACCACGUGUGUGCCCGGGUGGGCGGAGACUGACCCGGCCUGUCUUGGGGCAGGAGUGGAGAAUAACUGUUUCACUGGAGAGUUCAAAUUGCUCCAUCAAUUAACUUCGCUGUAACGGAGGCACAGCAAUGGAGUCAAGUGUGCAUUAGCGGCAACCGUAGUCCAAAUUUAUUUGCAGGAAGGCUUAAUUAUUUUUCUUAAUAAGAAUAACAAAUCAUUUAAUAAGAAUAAUAAAAAAAAAACUUUUUUUAUGUGAAACUUCUUUGGGUGCGAUGAGAGUAAAAUUUCAAGGCCGAAUUUUAAUGUGAAAGAUUGUCGUGAAACGUUUCUGACAUGAAAAUGACAGAGGAUAGGUACUUGGCCAAAGAGAUAUAGAGAGAGCACUGUGCUGUAUAUGUUCCUGGGCUCAUUUUUUUUCCCUUUGUGCAAUGAUUCGUCCCCAGCCCAAGGAAAAAAAAUAGAACCAAGGGAGACACAUGAACGAAAGAAUAAGUCAGAGAGAGUGCACAUGUGCUUGUUUCAGGAAAUAGAUAUAGGUAGGCCUAUCGUAUACUGUCAGCUGUGAGUGCCUUGAGUUUUAUAUUUGCUAUCAGAGCACUAGUGUUCCUCCUUGUUCAACCAGCAAUGUAGAGAGCGCUGUAGAGACAGUCCCUGCAUUUCCCACAUAGAUAGUGGUACCUGUUAUGAAUUUUAUAUUUCAUUCAGAGAUACGGCAUGUUCCAAAUGGCAGAAUUGUUUGGAAAAAAAACAGUAACACGCAUAGUGAAGUAAGUAAUCAUUUUCUUAAUUCGUGUUUAUUUAGAAAAUUGUCUUCUUUCUCUCUCUCUCUCUCUCUCUCUCUCUCUCUCUCUCUGUCAUUUUACCCAUUGUGAUAUACUUACGAGUUGAGGUUUGAAUUGCCAAAGAAGUUUCACUUGUAUCAUGUGUACUAAGUUACACAUACUUUUUUUUUAAUUUAGCAAUACAGAUAUUGUUUGCGAACGAAGAACUCUUAUGUUGUAGAUGUAAAAUUGUUAUUUUUCACAGAUAAAGGAUGUUAGUGUGCCAAGCCGUGGGGUUUUUGAUUGACAUAAACAUUAUCAGAAAAAAUUUAGGUAUUUUUCAAGAUCCCACACUGAACAUUAUUUAUGUAAAUAAUGUAAAACUUUUGUGGACGAGAUAAGAAAAAAAUUAAACUUUAAUUUUUUUUUUAGUUGCACAUGUUCAUUAAUUAAUGUGUACUGGUCUCAGUGUGCAGUGUGUAUAAUAUGGUUAAAUUUUUUUACAACCAUGAGAAAUAAAUUGUUUUUAGUGUUGUUUUUUUAUGUCUUGACUUAUUGAAAGAGUUAAGAACUGUAUUUGAAUAAUUAGGUGUGCUUUAAAGUACAUAACAGUACUAUUUCAAGUAAGUUGCUUGUAAGGAUUAGAAAAAUAUAUACUUCUUUAUUGGCUAGGAAAAUUGGUAAAACAGGGUUUUGUCAUUUUAGACUUGAUGGCAAGAAGUGUGAGCUGAGGAUCUCAAUACUUAGCAAGAUGAGCUUGAGAAAUUUGUGUUAAAACUAAAGUAUUCUUGCAAGUGUAAAAUGGUUCACCGUACAGAAUGUAGUGAAAGAUAUUCACGGUCACAGAAAAUCAAUUUUGUUAUUGUGUGUGCCUCAUUAAAACUGUUGGUAAGAUUUUACUUAUUUGCAUAAAAUGUAUGUUUAUAUUAAAACUGUAAAAAUACCCAGAAACAUUAAAUGGAAAGGUUUAAGAAGACAUCUACAUCAUUAUAGUAAGCAUCGAGUCAUUUAAGCACAGAUUCGUAUGAAUUAAUUUAAUCAUACCAGAUGUUGGGAUUGAACUCACGGGAACACAUGAGAAUGUGACAUCUCUGUGAUCACAACCCAGGAUGACCAAAAAAACUUGAGAAUUUUCUAUUCCUUCAAAACUAUACUGAAUUAUGAUCACAUUAUUUGACACCAUCAAUCCUAAGUGUGUGCAUACUGUUAUAUCUUAAGACUUGUACUUACUGUUUGAUACAGUAUGAUUGAGAACAUUAAUGUUUAAAGUACGUAGUUGAAACAACAUUAAACACAAUUUAAAUGAGCUGGAUUGUUAACUAAAAACAAGCCUCAUUAUAUACGUAUUUCCUUAUUUUUACGUAGUGCAGAUGGCAAUCGUCUGAUUUUAGUUGGGCCAAGAUAUAAUUAUUUGAAUGAUUAUAAUACAAUUUGAUGAGUAAUGUAGUUUCAAAAUGAUGGAUCAUUGGUAAAUAACAUACAAGCUGCUUUUAUGUGUGUUCCGAGACAUGGUAGUAUAAUUUCCUGGGAAUUUUGAUAGUUUUUGUUCUGUCUCGGACAUAUUUAUACAUGAGAUUGAGGUUUAUUUGGGUUUAGUACCAUUCAACUAUAGAGGAUCUGUUUCUACUGUAUCCCAUAACUGCUCUUUUAUUUGCCAUUUGGGAUAAGUUCUCUCACCGUUCAGUACAAUCGCUAAUAAUUUGUGGUCAUAGAGAAAUGUUCACACCAAGGAACAGCAGGGUACCUAGAGAUGCUUGUAUCCAAAUGCAUGCAAAGAUGAAAGCAGCCAUGAAGCCAUAGAUGUACCAUUAGUUUGUUUCAUCAGCCAUUGUUGCACUAUUUAAAAUGCAGGACUUGAUGAACGAAAGACGUAGGUAUGAUGUACAUACACAUGUUUGUGCACAAUGUUAAUUGUCACUGUAAUUUUAUGUACUGGUUCAUUGCUUAGUUUCUUAAAUUUAUUUUAGCUUCUUAGAAUAAGUCUUUGUAAUAGUUUUUCAAUAUGUCAGAUGUUUUAAGUUUGUGUUGUGUUUAUGAAUUCAAAUAUAUAUUAUUUUUAACAUUGUUUAUAUAAUACUUUAGACUUAGAGGAUGUAAAAUAUUUGGCUUUGUUUCCUAGCUCUGAUUUGUGCUCGUUAUUCCAUAAUUUUCUGUAAGUGUGGAUAGUGAGGUUUUGGUUUAAUACAGUCUAUAAUGAUACACAUUGAUAAUUUAUUUCUCUAAGCUGAGUAUUCUGUUUACUAUAUAAGCUACGUAGUGGUUCCAGAUGAUACAUUUUCUAUUCGUACUAAGAUAUAUAUGUAUAUAUAGCUAUUAUUUUCUAUUCUCUACUAAGAAACAUAGUUUUGCAAAGAUCUAAUAACUAUUUUGGAAUUCAAAACUUUAACUAUGCGUUUGUAAAAUUGUUGACUUAUUGGGAUUGUGACGGAUGUUUUGUAAGCAUUUUGAAUGAAAUAUUAUAUUCCAUAUCUCAUGUUAGAAUUAGAAUUUUUGACAAUGUUUAAAGUUAUACAGAUAUUGUACAGUAAAUAAAAAAAAAUUGUGGCAAA